AUGUCUUGGAUAAUUCGUUUGCAACGGUUGCCGUUAUCGGCUAAUGCGGCAGAUAUUCGAAGUUUUUUUGCGGGAUUACGCAUUCCGGAUGGCGCAGUACAUAUCGUUGGUGGGCCUGAUGGUGAUGCGUUUAUUGGUUUUGCCACAGAUGAAGAUGCUCGUCAGGCUAUGCGAUUUGAUAAUAGGCGUAUACAUGAUCAACGCGUACGCUUGUUAUUAUCAUCUCGUAUCGAAAUGGAUGCUGUAAUUGCAAAGGCUCGUGCUGGUGAUUUGAAUGUUGGUGUUGCAACAGUUGCUACUCCAUCACCUAGACGUGAUGAAUCACCAGUUCCGCGUCCAGGUAGCGUGCAGCUUGCGUCCGCUUCUACAACCGAUGGCUUUGCAAAUCAGCGUAUCACUCAACAAAUUGUUACAGAUGUAUAUGCAGCUAGAAAUGGUGGACAUGGACAACAAGAUUAUGCUAGAGGUACAUUGAUAGAAAUUUUAAAAAUAUUCAUCAUCAAAUUGUUCAAAGUUUUGGGUUCGAUUACCUUACCAAAUGAGUUGAAGUUUCUAAUAUUGAGAUUGUGA
Thelazia callipaeda (thelaziosis nematode) is the source of this 570-nucleotide messenger RNA. The record is from the annotation of a GenBank genome assembly. Lineage: Eukaryota; Metazoa; Nematoda; Chromadorea; Rhabditida; Thelaziidae.